UGAGGAUGUCAAUUCAGUACGGGGAAGUCUUUUCUCCGAUGAACACGUGACUUUAGUGGUGUCGGCACACGUCAAAGACGAAGUGCAUUCAAAUCGGAAAAGACGUUUUUCUUGAGAUCAGCUUUUGAUUAAUUUUUAAGACGCGCGUGAUUUGAAAAAAAAAAAUUAGUUAAGUGACAUUUAGGUGGAUAUUUUUUUUUUGUUGGUGACUCGUGAAAAUUCAAGAAUGACUAUUAUCGUUUCAAAGACUGUGAUUGUUGAUGUUAUUAAUUGAACAGUGAAUGAUGUGCUUCAAUAAACUGAUGUUGAUAAUGAUGAUCACCAAAAAAAACUGCGAUGAUUGAAAAUUUGGAUUGAUUAAACUGAUAGAAUUUUCGCUGAUAAGCUGAUACGGGAAGUUAUCCAAACUGGCCGAGUUGGAAGAAAGAUUGGUCUUAAUGCAGCCAACAACGGCUGCUAACGUGCCUCCAAGCGGUGGAGAAAUGGACCUCCAAACGAUGCAAAGUAUGGAAUGGCUAUUCAAGAAGGAGAAGAUUUAUUUGUUGGCUCAGUUUUGGCAACAGAGGGCAACUUUAGCUGAAAAAGAAUUGACAACGUUAAAAGAACAACUCUCGGGCAAUAAUGGAACAAAUAAUUGUGAGAAUAAGGAUACAUCGAAUAUGGACCGGCAAAGUUUCGAGUCCGAAAUCGCCACCAAAGACAAAGAAAUAAACCAACUCCUCGAAGAAGUGCAAAGGCUGCAAGGUUGCAUCAGCAAAAUCCAAGAAUCGUCCAUUACCCAAAUCACUAGGCUAGAAGAGCAAUUAGAACGUAAACGACAGCAUAUAGUAAGACUAGAAUCGAAAUUAGAAUUUCAAAAAGAUUAUGACGAGCUAAAAAGACAAGUCAAAAUAUUGAAAUCUGACUUGGUUAAUAAUCCUCAGGGAAAGGAUAUUGAGCUUUUGCUUGAGAAGACGAAAAUCCAAGUUCACGAGCCAAGAGAUAAGAGUCCCUCGAGAGAAAGUGAAGGGGUGACGGAUCAUCAAUCGACACUCCAACUUCCAACCUUACCAAUAACACCUCCCACAACCCUUCCGCAUCCUUUUCAAAACGUAGACGCUUUCGGCAGUCUUUUGGGCGAGGAGAUCGUGUCCUCGUGGAGGAAAAACAUUGAAUCUCACAUCAAAUCACCUUCUACAGAUGGCUUAGCAAAAAGUACAACACCUCUACUCGAAUCCAAUGCGGAGAAGAGCAGUACCGCUUCGACGCCACAACCCAUGGAAACUACAAGCCAGCAUAGCCCCCACGAAAACUUAGUGAUGGUGAAUGGAAAUCCGAAAAGCCCUCACGAAGACAACAAUAAUCACAAUAAUCACAACAACAACAUUCCUCUAGCUGCCACAUUUGUGAAUAACUUUCUAAGAUCUGAAGAAUCAUUGAAGAGUCCUUAUAGAUUUGAAGAUCAUCGAUCGACAUUUAAAUUUGCUGAAGAUUUAGGAAUGGCACCAGGAUCGAUGGUUGGCAGAUUAGGGGAAAGCCUUAUUCCUAAGGGUGACCCUAUGGAAGCACGACUUCAGGAAAUGUUAAGAUAUAAUAUGGAUAAAUAUGCGCAACAAAAUUUAGACACUCUCCACAUAGCUCGUAGAGUUCGAGAACUAUUGUCAAUUCACAACAUCGGCCAAAGACUGUUUGCAAAAUACGUUCUGGGGCUGUCGCAAGGGACUGUUUCGGAACUUUUAUCUAAACCUAAACCCUGGGAUAAGUUGACUGAAAAAGGAAGAGACAGCUAUAGGAAGAUGCAUGCUUGGGCGUGCGACGAAAACGCUAUACUGCUUUUGAAGAGUUUAAUACCAAAGAAAGGAAAAGACGGAGGCUCUUUACCUUUCGGACGUCCCGAUUCUUCAGAUCUAACCGAGGAAAGAAUAGCUCACAUUUUAAGUGAAGCACACCCUUUUUCACAAAUUAAAACCGAAUCUGAUACUCAUAGUAAUGAGGAUUCAAAGUCACCUCACGGAUGUAGCAGCCCGUUUUCAAAAGAAUCUUCGUUGAGCAAACGAUUGAAAAAAUACGAAAACGAUGACAUUUCACAAGAAAAAGUCGUAAGAAUUUAUCAAGAAGAAUUGGCUAAGCUAAUGGGUCGAAGAAUGGAAGAUAUGAGGAGCCCUAGAGAUGGAUUUCCACAGGGUAUGUUUCUUCCUCAAUUCUUUAGCAACCAUACCUUGGACAGAACCGAUGAUAUCAGAAUGGCACUGGAUGCGUACCAUCGAGAACUAGCAAAGCUCAACAACCCUAACCAACCAAAUCAAAUGCCUUUGGGCCUUUUAGCACUUCAACAACAAGCUUUAGCUCAACACCAACAAAAUCAACAACACCAACACCAACAUCAACAACAACAAUCGAAUGGGGGUGUUCAAGAUUUAUCUUUACCAAAAGACAAAAUAAAAAUGGUCAAUGGGAUGGAUGAUAUUAAAGAUAAAGAUGAGGAUUCCAUGUCCAGGCAUUCCGGAAGUGCUUUUAGUUUAGUUAGGCCAAAGAUUGAACCUGGUACGGGGGCUAGUGGGAAUAGUACAGCUUCAAGCCCCUUGGGAAAUUCUAUUUUACCUCCUAUGACUCCAACUAGUGAAGAUUUUACUUCUUCAGCAGCAGCAUCCCCUUUGCAGCGAAUGGCAUCAAUCACAAAUUCACUAAUCUCACAGCCGCCAUCUCAACCUCACCAUUCUAGCAGUCAGCGCCCUCUAAAGGCAGUUCUACCUCCAAUUACCCAACAACAAUUUGAUCUCUACAAUAAUUUAAAUACUGAAGACAUUGUUAAAAAGGUCAAAGAACAAUUAAGUCAGUAUUCGAUAUCCCAAAGACUUUUUGGUGAAAGCGUUUUGGGUCUCAGUCAAGGGUCCGUUAGUGACUUACUAGCCAGACCGAAGCCUUGGCAUAUGCUGACUCAAAAAGGCCGCGAACCUUUUAUCCGAAUGAAGAUGUUCCUCGAAGAUCCUGAUGCCGUACACAAAUUGGUAGCGAGCCAAUACAAAAUUGCACCGGAGAAAUUAAUGAGGACAGGUGGUUACGGCAACGCCUGCGCGACAGUUCUUUCUAAACCUAAUUUACCACCCAAUCCGAAAAUGCUAUCCGAAGCUGCUGGUUUGUUAACGAAAAUUCAGCAAGACAGUCAGAAUCUUUUACCAGCAUCUUUACAAUUAGGCCCACCGCAUCAAGGAGGCCCUCCUCAACCGCCUCCACUAGGUCCACCAGUUGCAGCUCAAAUACCUCAAAGUCAACUUUUGAAUCACUUAGGACUUCCUCCACAUCAUGCCAUAGCUUUGCAAAACCAAGAAUUGUUGAAAAAGCAGCAGCAAAGCAUGCAAGCGGGACACGGCAUUCCCACUCAUUCUCCCAUGGGCCACCAAGGCAUGAGGAAUAUGCACCAGCACAUGAGUCCAAGUGUUUAUGAAAUGGCCGCUCUCACUCAGGAUUUGGAUACGCAAGUUAUCACAACGAAAAUUAAAGAGGCGCUUUUGGCUAAUAAUAUUGGACAAAAGAUUUUUGGUGAAGCUGUGCUGGGCCUCUCACAAGGUUCCGUAAGUGAACUCCUCUCUAAACCAAAGCCUUGGCAUAUGUUGUCAAUUAAAGGCCGUGAACCUUUCAUACGAAUGCAGUUAUGGCUUCAGGAUACUCACAAUAUUGACCGACUUCAAGCUCUUAAAAACGAACGACGCGAAGCUAACAAACGACGACGCAGCUCUGGGCCCGGCCACGACAAUUCCAGCGACACUUCCAGCAACGAUACCUCAGAAUUCUAUCAUUCGAAUAGUCCCGGACCUCAAGGACCUCCAAAUGCCAAAAAACAACGAGUUCUUUUCAGCGAAGAACAAAAGGAAGCCUUGAGGCUCGCGUUUGCCCUGGAUCCGUACCCCAACGUUGCCACUAUCGAGUUUUUGGCUCAGGAAUUGAGUUUGAGUAGCAGGACUAUUACAAAUUGGUUCCAUAAUCAUCGCAUGAGACUGAAACAGCAAGUGCCGCAUGGUAUCCAGUCAGAUAUUCCUCCACGUGACCCGAACGCGUCUCAGCAACCCUUCGACCCUGUUCAAUUCAGGAUGCUACUAAACCAAAGACUUAUGGAGCUUAGUAAAGAACGAAUGGGACUCUCUGGAGUGCCGCUUCCUUACCCACCAUAUCUAGCCGCUAACACCAGCUUGGCGGCCCUUAUAUCCAGAGGGCUCCUACCUACCGCCGAUCUCAGCGACCUCUCAGCUCUUAACAAUGCCGUGAAAGAACAAAUGAGCGGCUUGGACCUGAGUAUGACCUCCCUGAAACGUGAACCUAACGAAUUCGAGGAUGAUGAUGAUAUGGAGUCGAAUGCAGGUUCUGAAGACUCGAAUAUUUCGGGUAGUAUACAAGAUGACGCUAAGAAUGAAGUAGGCAAAGAGCAAAAUGUUUCUAAUGCCAGUCUGAAUCAGGGACGAUCUUCUCGGAGAAAACCGGCAGCUCCGAUGUGGGUGAAUCCGCAUUGGGAGGAAGAGAAAAUCAGCCAGAGUCAGCAGAAAAGCCAAAGUAAUCAGGAUGAAGUUAUCAUUAAUGGGGUCUGCGUAAUGCAAACCGAAGACAAUUUCAAUCCUCGACGGCCCUCUACAGAGGAAACGAUCCGAGUUGAACCUCAAGCUGUGAUGGAUCGGUAUGAUGACGAUCGGAGCGAGACGAGUAGCGUGAGCCACGACGCCAGUCAAGAUCAAAUUCACGAGAGUGACAAUAGACCUGAAGAUGGCGAAAGUCAUGCUGAAAAUAUGGAAACGUCUGAAGGUGACAGUGAAAGGAAAGAAGCCAAAACGGAAAACGAGGAUGAAAGAUGGGAAUAUUGAGAAACCAAAUGAGUUGUGUAUUAUAGUGAAUAUGUGUGAUCAAAUUCCUCAGUGAAUUAAAUUAUUAUUAUUGAAGCCAAAAAUUCAAACUUUCUUUAAAAAAUGAUUUUGGGACAAUUGAAUAAUAAUGGUACUUUUUGAAUCCUUGCUUUUGGACUCUAUGAUUGAGAUUGGGUUUUAAAAAGUAACUUUUUGUAAAAUAUAUUAUUUUAAACAAAGUGCAAUCAUCCAAAAUGUUUGGAUUAAAAACAAAAGUUGGAUUUAUAGUAUUAUGACUUGAAAACAAAGAAUAUUUAUGAGAGAAAUGUGAUGUUUUUAUUUAAUUUUUUUUUAUUAGUACAUACUAAGAUUUUGUUAUAUUUCCAAUUUAUUGUAAAAACUAUUAUGCUAAAAAAAUCAUAUGUCUUGCCAAGUUUUAAAAAGAUUUAAUAAUUGUUAUUUUUUUAUUAUACAACAAGCAUUUAUAAGAAAAAUCGGUUUGUAUAUAGGAAAAAUAACAAAAAACUUGUUUUUCAAUCAUUUUUUUAAUAUUAUCAAUUAUCAUUAAUUAAUUGUACUAUACAUUAUUAGCAAUUUUAGUAGUUAAAAAAAGACUGUUACCCGUUAUAAAAUGAUUAAAAACGAAAAAUGGAAAAAAAUUAAAAAGUUUUUAGUCCGUACUUUUAAAAUUUAAGGCUAAAAUGUUUUAAACAUUUUGUGAUAUAAACUUGAUAAGUUUUCAAAUAUUUUUUUUUAUUUAAUUUUUUUUAACAUUUCUCGUGCUUUUUGAAAUUUGUUUGCAAUUUUUCGCAAAUUGAUACAACUGAUGAAGGCCAAAAAUUGUUUUUUGCUUUUGAAGAAAGUAUCUGAUCUUUAUUCGAUCCUCAUUUCUUAUUUUAAUUUAAAUUUAAUCUGAGUCCUUGGAUACAGAGAGUCUUGGCAAAAAGCGUUUACACUUGUUAAAAAUACGUUCUGUAGGUAUAGUUAUUUUAAAUUGCGAAUCAUUACUACAUCGUGCACGAUGGAAACCCUUUAUUUUUGCAAAAUUAUAUAUCUAUUAAACAAAUCAGAGAAGACACUCUUUUCACACCAACAAAAGGGACAACGGAACUUUCUAGUUUCACAUAGAACAAAAAGUUUCCAAAAACAAAAUUUAAAUAACCAUGCCUACAAUAAUUAAGUUAUUUUUUAGAUGUAAAAAAAACUACUUUCUAUACCAUAUUUUCCCCAAAGUUUUGUAAAUAAUUAUCGCAAUCAAAAAUAAAAUGAUAAUAGGGCACUAUUGUUAAGUCUUUUAAAAAUAGAACCGAAAAUUUUAAUUUUGAAAUUUUUUUUUUCAUAAAAAUAGUCUAGUCUACAAACACAACAAAAAAGGGCAUAUAAUAUUUAUAAACAAAAUAGUAUAAUAUUAUUAUAAAUGACAAAAAACGGCCAGUAAAUCAAACUUUUAUAAUAAAAAUAUGUAUGUAAUAAUUUUCUCAAUAAAUUCAAUAUUUAAGAUCUCAUUUUUAUAUUUCACACACGAAGAAUAUAGCUUUAAUUUUCCCAAAAAAAAAAAAUGUAAAAUAGAGUGUUUGAACAUAUCGUUAAAUUUAAGUAACUAUUUUAAAAUACAUACUAUAUUAACGCAGUUCUCUCAGUCCACAAAGAAUUUAACAGAUUGUUGUUGAAUAUUUUUUUUUUUUUGUAAUGUUUAUUGUUUUGGCACCUGAAAACGCAACUACUUGUGCAAUAUUAGAUUUUUUCAAAUUCCACGCUCAGUUUUUUAUUUAAGGUUUUCUAUAGAAAUAAAUUAAUGUGUUCUAUAAUCUCAAAAGUGAUUAUUCAAAAUUCUGUACUCAAUGUACCAAAAACAUUUAAAUUGUAAAAACUCAAGAUACGUAAAUUUUCUGUCUGAAACAGAGACAUGAAUUAUAUUUAGCAAAACAUUGUAUAAAAAUGCACAUUUUUAAAGAAAUCCAUUGUAGAAUUUUAGCGAAAAAUAUUAGUUUUCCUUGUUCUGAUGACUUUACUGUUAAUUAUAUUUUUUCAUUAUGUAUUUUUUUAUUUUCAUCCUUUUUUAGUUUCUAUUGUUAGAAACUUGUUGCACUUAUAUUAAAAUAUUAAAGUUUACAAAACCAUACGUAACAAAGAAAAAUUUAAAACGUUACAUAAUAUUUAGGCCUAAUUACUGAAAAUAAAUGUAUUUAAUGUUUAGAUGUGUAAAACAACUAUUAUUAUUAUUAUUAUUAUUAAGAAAAACUUUAAUAUUUUAAUAGAAGCGUUUGACGAAGCUACAUAAAGGAUGAUUAUUUUUUGAUUACUCAUUUUAUUGAAGCUGUUUCACACUUAUUGUAGAGAGUUUUUAAGUCUGUAAGAUGUCUUGUUUUUAUUGAUGAUUUUUACCCCUUGUACAUAAUUAUACCAUAUCAACAUUGAAAAUUUCUAAAUUAAAAUUUUUCUCUGUAUUUAA
Molecule: messenger RNA, 7260 nt
Organism: Ceutorhynchus assimilis (cabbage seed weevil)
Lineage: Eukaryota; Metazoa; Arthropoda; Insecta; Coleoptera; Curculionidae
Source: the annotation of a GenBank genome assembly